This is a messenger RNA of Micropterus salmoides (largemouth bass), 2736 nucleotides long. RefSeq lists its product as uncharacterized. Gene Ontology annotation, cellular component: endoplasmic reticulum. The record is from RefSeq and is a predicted model, not a curated record. Gene Ontology annotation, biological process: response to endoplasmic reticulum stress; positive regulation of ERAD pathway. Lineage: Eukaryota; Metazoa; Chordata; Actinopteri; Centrarchiformes; Centrarchidae. The transcript has 3 exons. Bases 1 to 981 code for a protein of 326 amino acids.
AUGACCAACAACCAUGGGGUUCUUCUAUCUGUACCACUUCGCCUUCUACCUUAUCACUACCGCUUCAACGGCCAGUACAGCAGCCUGGCGCUGGUCACCUCCUGGCUCUUCAUCCAGCACUCCAUGAUCUACUUCUUCCACCACUACGAGCUUCCUGCCAUCCUGCAGCAGAUCCGGAUCCAGGAGAUGCUGCUGCAGAACCAGCAGGCGGGUCAGGCCAACCAGACGGCCCUGCAGGACAACCUCAACAACAACCACGCUGCUGCUGCCGCGGGGCCCGCCGACGCCACCCCGCCAGGACCCGGCGCCACCCAGCCGGGUCCUCAGAUCGACCCCCAGCCCUCCUCCUCUCCAGCAGCAGGAGGCGGGGGGGAGGUGAGGUCGGAGCUGAACUGGGUCGCUCAGACGGCCGCCAUCAUCACUGAAGCUCUGUCCUCCUCAGACCAGCCCCCCCCCUCAGACCCCAUCGACGGAGUCAGCGGAGGAGGUGCGACUGGAGGUCAGGGGUCAGCAGGAGCAGCCGAGCCCAGUGUGGUGGCCGAGGUCUGGAUGGGAGGAGGAGCAGCAGCAGGAGGAGCAGCAGCAGGAGGAGGUCCAGUUGGAGGAGGUCCAGUAGGAGGAGCAGCAGGAGCAGCAGGAGAGUCAGCAGGAGGAGGUCCAGUAGGAGGAGCAGCAGGAGCAGCAGGAGAGUCAGCAGGAGGAGGUCCAGUAGGAGGAGCAGCAGGAGCAGCAGGAGAGUCAGCAGGAGGAGGUCCAGUAGGAGGAGCAGCAGGAGGUGACGUUGAGCCGAACGUGGUGUCAGUAGAAAUUAAAACCACAGCAGGAGGAGACGAUCCUCCAAUCAGAGGGCUCCAGCCGGUGGAGGCGGGGCCCCCAGAGGCGGGGCCCUCAGAGACAGACUGCCCCGCCUCACAGAGUCCAGGUACAGACUGGGACUGCAGAGCACUACAGCAGCAGAGCUCCGCACAGACCCCGUCCUGAGAGUCCAGGUGUAGUCCGGCUCACCUGUGUGACACAGUGCCUCAGUCUGUCAGCUGAUCAGGGAUCCAUCAGUGAUCAGCUGAUCGGGGAGGCGGUCUACCGUUGAUUGACAUUUUAGUUUUUAUUUUAAACAAAUGCUGAUUUAUUGAUUCGUCCAGUGUUUCCCAACCGGAGGGUCGGGGCCCGCAGGACGUCCCCAGACCAGACACGGUGAUUUCUAUUUUCACUCGACUCAGAACAAGUUCCCGAAAAUGUCUAUGUGGUUCAGCUGGUCUGGGAUCAGGUCUGGGGUCCCUGGGAGGAGACGUUACAGGUUCAGGUUUGGUGUUUUUGUUCUAAAAAGCUGCUUAUUAUCGAUGGAUGGCGGAUCAGCGCCGCCCCUCAGAGCGAGCACACCUGACCUCAGGUCAGUUUGUGCGAUUAAAUUAAUAUUUUCAGCUUCUUUUUAUCUGUUUAGUCUAAAAUCCACAACUUCUUAAUACGAUUAUUGAUCUGUAAGAUUUGUCUGUUUGUUUGGAGAUAAAACACGAAAUAAACUAAAGAAUCCUUCAGAGCAGAAACUCGACAGAGUCGGAUCCUAAUCAGAGUCCUGGAUCUGACUCUGAGCCUCUCAGCUCCACAAACAGUAAACCAUCAGUGAGCCAGGUCACAUGAUCCUUCAUCACACUUUAUCCUCACUCACCCAGACACCGUCCUGCAGACAGGAAGUCAGGGAAACCGCAGAUUGAUCCUUUAAAAUCAGCAGAACGUCACUUUAAACACUGAAACAGGGAAAUAAAAAGAAUUAAACCACUGAAAAUGAUUUUUUUCACGCUGCCGAUCAGUUGUUGAUCAGUCGGCCCUGAUCCUGACAGACUGAAGCACAAACUGUCGAUCUCUGUUUCCAUCUGCUUUAUUUUGAAGAAAAAGACUCUUUGAGAACAGGAAGUUGUUUUGGAGCGUCGGACUGAUCGAUCAGGUGGAUCGGGACUUCCUGUCAGAACGGAUGCCUUAUCAAUAAUUCAGACUGUCUGUGGACACUUCAGAGACGUCGGCGGUCGAUGGAGCUCAUUGGUUGUGCAAUAUGAUGCCUGCUGUGUCAGAGCUCAGGCUCCGCCUCCGGCCAGAGGGCGUGGCCUGUCACUGUGAUGCGUUCAGGGGACGUUUAGAGGUCUCCAGGUCUGUUCAGGUCUCUGGACCUGCGUCCUGCACGGACCCUCGCGGCUGAGAGGGAAACCGUUAAUUAAUAGAUUUAUUGACGAGUCCACAGAAACGUUUUAAUUAUCCAACACGUCUGUAACAUCCAAAUCUAAUCUAAUCCAAACGCAUCGAACGGGCUGAAAGACAAUCAGUCCGUUAUUAACGGAGUGCUCGCACACGCCGCCGCUCUGAAUCCGGCUUUAACCUCUGAAAUCAAACUGGGACCAGUCACAUGAUCACUGAGUUACUGCGAGUCUCCUGAACGCACCGCUGAUCACGUGAUCGAGCAUGUGUGUCUCGUUACCUGUUUUUUUUGGGUUUUUUUGUUUUUUUUCCCCAGAUCUCUAAGUUUGUGGCGUGCAGGAGGCGGAGCCUGUAGCGUGACAUCAGCAUCAGACUGUGGGGGUGUUGGGGGACGUAGUUUAGUUGUUUUCUUCUUCGUGCCUCUCUGCUGGAUGACUGUAGCCUCAUUAGUUGAUAUGAAGCCUGAAACUCAUCAAACUGUAUUUAACUGUCCAGUAAAACCAGUAAAACCAGUAAAACCAGUGCACAACCCGCCGUUUGCACCAAACUGUG